AUGUCUCGUGCUCAAGCAGAAAGUGUGAUAAAAAACAUAAUUCGAGAAAUCGCCCAAGAAUGUGCCGGAAAAGGACAUGCUGUGUCUGAAACAUUAGUGGCUUUCAUGGUGGGUACCUGGCUUAAGUUAGCAACGUGGCUAGCGUUGGGUAACUAGCCGUGUAUGUGAUAAAUGUCAGUGUUUUACUUUUUCAGUUUUGUUUACAUUUUAGUCAUUUAGCAGACGCUCUUAUCCAGAGCGACUUACAGUUAGUGAGUGCAUACAUUUGUCAUACUUUACGUAGUCAAAUGUUUUUACUAUUAGGUAAAAGCUGUUGUGUUGGACCCACAAAAUCUAUUCAACGUUGAUCGGACUCUUACCAAGCAAGAUGUUAGAAAACUUGUGGAAGUAAGUGUGUAGACUCACUGCAUUUCAUUAUAACAGGCCCUGGUCUGGCUGGUAACAUGCCUGAGAUCUUUGAGCAAUGGGCUCGUCAUCCAUGUUUUUCCUUUGCAGUUGUGUGUGGACAAACUCGUGGAUCAGGGGAGCCCUGCCCUUGACACAAUCAAGAUGCAAGUCUACUUUGACAUGAAUUACACAUCUCGACGUAAGUGGGUGCUUUAAAAUGCUCAAAGAAUGCUUCUAAACAUUUGUGAUUCAUAUGGUGUACUAACUAAACCCUAGCUGCAUUGAGACGUAAGGCCAUUGUGUCACGUAACGUCUCAGGACAUGGGAUACUGGUCUUGUAUCCAUUAAUCAGUUUAGCCUCAACGGUCUUGAUUUGUGUCCCAGGUGAGUUCAUUGAGGAGCACCAGCGGGUACUACAGUCAAGGCUAGUCCCAGUGAGUCGAGAAAUCACUGACAGCCGAGUGAAAACACGUGAGGAUCUGGAGGGCCUUUACCAUAAGAUCGUCAGCUAUGUUCUGCUGUGCUCAGGCCUGGGUUCCCCAACCGACAUCACCACAGUGAGAGAGGCUACAGGUAAUCAUAAGGACUAUUUUAUUCCAAUUUGUACCACUAGUUAAGAAUCACUAUUCACAAAGAAGGGAAAGGAAAUGGUCAAUUGUAAUUACACUGUCCAUGGAAGUGAGUUUUUACAAUGUGGGAAUCCUCACAUUUUCCACCAUUGAUCAGUUUGUUCCUGUUUUGCUCACAACUGACUGUGUGUGAUGUUUUGCAGCUGCCUUACAGAGCGUCUUUCCCCAGUCAGAGCUGGGGACCUUCAUGUCCCUCAUCAAGAAGGAAAAGGAACAACAGCUCAACGACCUCAGCAUGAUUGUGACUGGCAUCCGUCUCUUCAACAAAGACAGCAGGAAAGGAGGAGAGGGCAUCGACGACUGUAAGUUCCAAAACAUCACAUUUGUGUUUUCUGAUAGACCUUGAUAACUGAAACAAUUUCUCAGAGCUCCAAAUGUGUCUUUCCAUUUUGUUCUCAAUUUCCCAUAUAGUGCCAGCAAUUCUGAAUGAAGCCAUUCCAUCCACCAGUAAAGAUAUUGAAUGGGAGCUGGAGCUUUCUCAGAGGUUGGCCUGGCAGUACACAGCCUGGCUGGAGAGGCUUCUGGACCCUGAGGUUGAGACCAGAGAAUGCAUUGUUCCCCUGGACAUGCUUAAACAGGCUCUCUAUAAUGUACGACAACAUGAAGCCUUUCUCAAAGUUAUUUUGGUGAGUUAGCUAGAAGGUGAUGGGCUUCAUGACUUAGUCUUUACAUGAAAUUGUCCCAAUGAGCAGUUCUUCAAGAGUAUUCUGUUGCAUAAUAAUUGUAUCCAUUAUUCUGAUUCAAUUCCUCACCAGGCAGAUGUCAUUCUAUGUGCAAAGCAAGUUGAAACCCUACAGACCGAACUGGCGACCCGUAUGAAGCUUUUGAGGGUCACCAUACAUUCAAAGACUGCAGUACCCACUGCACAGGUUUUUGUAAGUACAGUAUCUUGCACAUAUACAGUACCUGUCAAAUGUUUGGACACCUACUCAUUCCAGGGUUUUUCUUUAUUUUUACUAUUUUCUACAUUGUAGAAUAAUAGUGAAGACAUCAAAACUAUGAAAUAACACAUAUGGAAUCAUGUAGUAACCAAAAAAGUGUUAAACAAAUCAAAAUGUAUUUUAUAUUUGAGAUUCUUCAAAUAGCCACCCUUUGCCUUGAUGACAGCUCUGCACACCAUUGGCAUUCUCUCAACCAGCUUCACCUGGAAUGCUUUUCCAACAGUCUUGAACGAGUUCCCACAUAUGCUGAGCACUUGUUGGCUGCUUUUCCUUCACUCUGCAGUCCGACUCAUCCCAAACCAUCUCAAUUGGGUUGAGGUCGGGGGAUUGUGGAGGCCAGGUCAUCUGAUGCAGCACUCCAUCACUCUCCUUCUUGGUAAAAUAGCCCUUACACAGCCUGGAGGUGUGUUGUGUCAUUGUCCUGUUGAAAAACAAGUGAUAGUCCCACUAAGCCCAAACCAGAUGGGAUGGCGUAUCGCUGGUAGCCAUGCUGGUUAAGUGUUCCUUGAAUUCUAAAUAAAUCACAGACAGUGUCACCAGCAAAGCACCACCACACCAUAACACCACCUCCUCCAUGCUUUACGGUGGGAAAUACACAUUCUGAGAUAAUCCGUUCACCCACACCGUGUCUCACAAAGACACGGCGGUUGAAACCAAAAAUCUCAAAUUUGGACUCCAGACCAAAGGACAAAUUUCCACCGGUAUAAUGUCCAUUGCUUGUGUUUCUUGGCCCAAGCAAGUCUCUUCUUAUUAUUGGUGUACUUUAGUAGUGGUUUAUUUGCAGCAAUUCGACCACGAAGGCCUGAUUCAUACAGUCUCCUCUGAACAGUUGAUGUUGAGAUGUGUCUGUUACUUGAACUCUGUGAAGCAUUUAUUUGGGCUGCAAUUUCUGAGGCUGGUAACUCUAAUGACCUUAUCCUCUGCAGCAGAGGUAACUCUGGGUCUUCCAUUCCUGUGGCGGUCCUCAUGAGAGCCAGUUUCAUCAAAGCGCUUGAUGGUUUUUGCGACUGCACUUGAAGAAACUUUCAAAGUUCUUGAAAUGUUCCGUAUUGACUGACCUUCAUGUCUUAAAUUAAUGAUGGACUGUCGUUUCUCUUUGCUUAUUUGAGCUGUUCUUGACAUAAUAUGGACUUGUUUUUUUACCAAAUAGGGCUAUCUUCUGUAUACCACCCCUACCUUGUCACAACACAACUGAUUGGCUCAAACGCAUUAAGAAGGAAAGAAAUUCCACAAAUUAACUUUUAAGAAGGCACACCUGUUAAUUGAAAUGCAUUCCAGGUGACUACCUCAUGAAGCUGGUUGUGAAAAUGCUGUCAUCAAGGCAUGGCCAUUUGAAAAAUAUAUUGAUUUUGAUUUGUUUAACACUUUUUUGGUUACUAAAUUAGUCCAUAUGUGUUAUUUCAUAGUUUUGAUGUCUUCACUAUUAUUCUACAAUGUAAAAAUAAAGAAAAACCCUUGAAUGAGUAGGUGUGUCCAAACUUUUGACUGGUAGUGUAUAUUCAGUUAUAUUUGUGUUGUAAUGGGGGCAGUUUCCCGGACACAGAUUAAACCUCGCUACUGUUAUUUUUUACUUAUCUAUUGUUUACUUAACACUUAUUUUUCUUAAAACUGCAUUGUUGGUUAAGGGCUUGUAAGUAAGCAUUUCACCUGUUGUAUUCGGCGCAUGUGACAAAUACGAUUUGAUUUGAUUUUAAACCUAGUCCUAGACUCAAAACCUAACUCAAUGGAGAAUCUCCAUUUGAAAGAGCUUUUUAAUCCAGGACUAAGCUUAACAUGUGUCUGGAAAACGGGCCUUUAAUGUCUAAGCCUCAACUCGCAUACUAUGUAUCCUCUUCCAGCCCCAUUUCACAGCUCUGGCAAAGUUCUGGUCAGGUCUUCAAGAUGAGAUGGUGCUGUUGAGCAUCCUCGGUAACAUGAUGGAGAACCUGCAGCCCUUCCUGGCUGCUCAGUCCCAGCUCUUCCCUGAUGGUCAGUUGGAGGACAUACUGGGGUCGGAGAUCAAGAAUUACGAGCAGAGAAUGAAGGAGUCUUCAGGUAAGUACUCUGUGUGCGUUCCAAAUGGUACACUAUUUCCCAUGGGGCCUGGUCAAAAGUAGGGCACUACAUAGGGAAUAGGGUGCUAUUUGGGACAAGUCCUGUGUUUUACACCUCCACAGUCAAUCACAGUAAAGCACUGCAUUUAUUACAUCUCUAUCAUUAGCUAUUGAUUUUACAUGUUUAAUUUGAAGUAGAUCAAUUGUUUUGUUUGUUUUUCCCUUUGUCAGAAAACCGUAUUGACCCCUAUGAGAUCAAAACACAAGAGUGGCUCUUGCCUGAGACAACAGCCAACUUUGACAAAUUACCACUGCAGUACAAUGGAAUUUGUGGUUAUACACUUGUGAAGAAGGAUGGGCUUUUACUGCCAGGUAUGUGGAGUUUUGGAGGUGGCAAUUGUAUACAUUGUUACAUUGUUGUACAACUAAUGUUAAUUCCCCCCCUUAUUUUUGAAAAUAUUCACAAGAAAUGAUGUAAUAUGCCAACUUUUUUUCUUCUAACUAAACAUCCCAAUGCUGCAUGUAAAAUAUUGACCUUUUUUUCAGGCAACCCAAGCAUAGGAGUCCUGAAACAUAGGGAGAAAUACUAUGUUUUCAGCUCCAAGGAGGCAGCUUUAAGAUUUGGAUCCAAGCCAGAUGAGUACAUUGCCCAUGUGGCAGAGAAAGCAAAGCGGUCCCCUGAGCUUAUCCAGCUCCUCCAACUCCACCAACAGUUUGCCUGUGUCACUCCAUAUUCUGAGGUAUGUUCACUAACAAAAUCAUAAUUCUUACGUAGCAUCUUCAGAACUUGCAGUGAUAUUUUUACCAACAGUUCACUUAAAUUCUGUCUCUGCAGAUGCGGUCAGGGGAGAGAUUGUUGGUAAAACCCAUUACGAAGUGUGACAGCAGCACUCAGACAGACACUCAUUUGUUGGAGACCAACAUUGUGAAGUCAUACGAGUGGAAUGAGUGGGAGCUGAGGAGAAAAGCAAUCAAAUUGGUUAGUGAUUUAAUUGACUCUAUAUUGAGUGUACUGUUAUUUUAUCAGUGGUAGGUUUACCAUGGUCUUGCAUGGAUCUUUUUUUAUUGAAGAAGGUAAACUUUUAUGUCCUGCCUUUGGCAAUGGGCAUUGUUGUUUUUUCAGGCCAAUCUUCGUGGUAAAGUGACCCACUCAAUGCAGACUAAUCUAAGUCACAUGAGGAGGGAUAACGUCACCCAAACCUACCUCCCCAAAGAUGUUGCGUGUCAGAGCAAGAGGGAUGGCAAGAGUAACGUCCCCAAACCUCAGGUGUACCUGGCUGGUCUUCGAGGAGGGAAAACCAACACUACACAUAUGAUAAAAACAAACUUGACCAGAUCAGUAGAUGAUUAA
Coregonus sp. 'balchen' is the source of this 5341-nucleotide messenger RNA. NCBI's taxonomy places the organism in Eukaryota, Metazoa, Chordata, Actinopteri, Salmoniformes, Salmonidae. The record is from the annotation of a GenBank genome assembly.